GGAGUGGGCGGCGGCGGUGUCAGUCCGGGGGGAGCCGCGGGGCCGGGAGCGGGCUAGGCUGCGCCCCUACAUAACUGCUGCCGCCCGAGCUGCCGCUGACGUCUUUCGAAUUGGAGACGGGGUCGCGCGCCUGCUUAACCGCCCGUGAGCUGCAGUAAGACAUUUUAGGAUGUCCAGAAAUGUGCAGCGACUUAGAGACCACGAUACAAAUCCAUGUCUAGCGGAAACGGAUGCCUCUAGACAAUGUUUGGAUGACAAUAACUACAGAAAGGAUAUGUGUGCCUCUUAUUUUUUAAAGUACAAAAACUGCAGAAAAUUUUGGCAUGCCAUUAUGAUACAAAGGAGAAGAGAUGGUGUGAAACCAAAUAUGCCUACAGCAGACGAGAGAGAGAAUAUAUUGAAGUCAAUAGGAGGAACACCAUACUGAUCACACAAUCUUUGUUUAAUAUUAUGUACAUAUGAAGAUUUGUCAGCUAGGCAUUAAAUUUUUUUAACAUUGCGUCUGUUUAUUUAAUCAUAAGAUGUUGCCAACCAAAAAAAGAACGUUACCUUAGAUUGUAAAGCUCUUUGGGUGUUUGGGGGACAUGGUGCGGCAGGGACAGCUUUUCUUCUGUUUGUACAGUACCUAGCACAAUAGGGUCCUGGUCAGAGUAGGUCUUCUAGGUGCUACCAUGAUGCAAAUAAAUAGUAAUUACUAUGUGCCUAAAAGGGUCACUACAGACAUGUACAAAGAUGGCCUCAAGGCAGUUAUGGAAGUGAUUCUUAAACUUUCACUUAAUGCUGAAUACCACAUAAUUGGCCUUUGAUAUUUGACAGCGUCUUCAAAACAAGGUUUGGCCUAGAGUCAUAUAUGUGGCAGGGGACAGAGCAGCUGCCUAGAGGGAGAAUUACAGAGGAAGAGGAACUAAGACUGGUUUGGUACAACUUAACCAAUAACUACUACUCUAUUGUUUUGCAUAAUGGUUAAAGUAGCAGGUCCCUAUUCUGGGUUUUUCAUAUUUAUGUGAAAAUACCAGCGUUGACAUGAGUAGUCACACUUAUCACCGCUCUAAUUGGAGGCAUCUGACAAUACAAUCACUGAAGUUACAACUUAAAAAAACAAACAAUACAACCUACUACUAGGAAAAAAAUACAUACAUGGAUUUCAAUGGAAACUAAUUUCUAGUUAAAGCAAAAAAAUAAAUAAAUCAGGUUUGUACAGUAGCCAUCUGCUUCUCUAGGGAAAGGCUUGUGAGGAAGAAGUUGAACGCUAUUGCUCUUAACGUACUUUCUGAUUAACUGUUUACUUUUAAUGAAAUACUUUUUUAUACCAUCGUCAGCAGGUAAAUAGUAGUAGAUAUUAACAAAUAACUGUUGACUGAAAAUGCUUAACCUACAAUUACUGUAAGAUAAGAUAUUAAAUCUUAUUUUGGGCAUUUAACAGCACUGUGUGUAGCCAGUUCCUCCUCUCUAUGGAACCUUCAAUCAAGACCAGAAGCACUUU
Molecule: messenger RNA, 1483 nt
Organism: Trachemys scripta elegans
Lineage: Eukaryota; Metazoa; Chordata; Testudines; Emydidae
Gene: CHCHD7
Product: coiled-coil-helix-coiled-coil-helix domain containing 7
Exons: 4
Coding region: 170-427 (85 amino acids)
Source: RefSeq, a predicted model, not a curated record